Mercenaria mercenaria is the source of this 5228-nucleotide messenger RNA. Its product is annotated as mitogen-activated protein kinase 4-like. The coding region runs from base 265 to 2469 and encodes 734 amino acids. Lineage: Eukaryota; Metazoa; Mollusca; Bivalvia; Venerida; Veneridae. Gene Ontology annotation, biological process: intracellular signal transduction; protein phosphorylation; cell surface receptor signaling pathway. Gene Ontology annotation, cellular component: nucleus; cytoplasm. The transcript has 6 exons. Gene Ontology annotation, molecular function: MAP kinase activity; ATP binding. The record is from RefSeq and is a predicted model, not a curated record.
AUCGAACAAAGAUCAUUUCCGGUAGAUAAACAAUUGCCACAAUGGUUAUUAUUAAUUUUGAUUAAUUUCCGUUUCAGGAAAAGAAAAAUAAUGCACAUCGAUUAUUCCUACUUUCGUUAUCUUUCUGGCUGCAUGAUGACGCAGGUUACAGUAACAUAAUUCUUGAUGAAUUUAUAUCAUCCCUGUAGCGGCCAAAUGUGGAACUAUGAGGAAAAUUGAUUAAAUGGAUCGAAAGUGACUCUAGUAACUGAAAUUCAUGCAAACAUGGAUAAAAAUAGCUCUGCGCCUUCAGGUGCAUCAAGGUCAGGGUUCAGUGUGGACCCCAGAUUCAUCAAUUUACGUCCAGUAGGACAUGGCGGAAAUGCUGUCGUCUAUUCCGCCACUGACAGUGAAUGUGACAAAGAAGUUGCUAUUAAGAAAUUGAGUUUCUCUGAUCGCAGGGGAUGUAAAUACGCCUUACGAGAGUUACGUCUGAUGCGUAGACUUCAGCAUGAGAAUGUUGUAACAGUCUACGAAGUUCUUGGGUCAAAUGGUUUCAGUCUUGAAAAAGGCGGACAUAUUAACAUGAAUGAAACAAGUAGUGUGUACAUUGUGCAAGAAUUGUUACAUACAGAUCUCCACCAACUGAUACAGCAGGAGCAGCUUACCCAGGAACAUGUGCGCCUCUUCACGUACCAGCUGUUACGAGGGUUGAAAUAUAUCCAUUCUGCCAAUGUCUUGCACAGGGAUCUCAAGCCAAUGAACUUACUGAUCAACGUUGAAGAUCUAGUCCUCAAAAUUGCAGACUUUGGUCUUGCCAGAGUUCUUGAUGAAGAUUAUCCUCACAAGGGUUUUUUGACAGACAAUGUUGGUACAUGCUGGUACAGGUCCCCAGAACUGAUCAUUUCUCCUAGAGACUAUACUAAAGCCAUUGAUAUAUGGAGUGUAGGAUGUAUUCUGGCUGAAAUGCUUACUGGUAGACCUCUUUUUCCAGGUGCUCAUGAAAUGGAUCAGAUUGGUUUGAUCUUGGAUACAGUAUGCCUCAGUGACAACGAAUGGAACAAGGUCACACAGAUUCUGCCGCAAAGUUUCAUAAGGAGACACAGUCGGGUACCAAACAAACCCCUUGUGGACAGAUUUGUUAGUGUAGAUAUAGAUGCUCUUGAUUUACUUGAGAAGCUGUUGGUGUUUGAACCGUCACUGCGCCUGUCAGCAGAGGAUGCCCUAGCCCAUCCCUACCUACAACAGUUCAGCUGCAUAGAAGAUGAACCCAUUGUACUGACACCAUUUCAUAUUGAGCAUGAGGUGGAUGACCUCUCACCAAAGUCUGCAAGGCGUAUUAUUUCAAGGGAAAUGUCAAAAUCUAUUGAAACAUGUGGAACAAGAAUACAAAGAUCUUUCAAUACUGCUGAAACUCUUCAGGAGCCAUCUAGAACAGAUCCUCAACGAAUGCCAAAGUAUGGCGACAUCACAUUGUCUUUGUCUAAUGAAAAUAUACAUUCUGAUCAUGAGGUAGAUGCAGAAAGAAAUGACAGAGAGAAAGUAGAUGAAGAAGACAACAGUAGUGAGAAGGGGAAUCAGAAUUCAUCAGUGGGCCUGCUUAUAGAAGAUUUUAUAUCCAACAGCAUUGACAAUAGAAACACUGCUUACCCAUCUACAAGAGCAUUAGCUGCUAGCGGUGUAAGGAACAUAGAAUUCACUGAAAUAGAAGAGCCUUUGCUUAAUACUGCAGGGAGAGAUAAUAUUGAUCUCAUAUCAUCUCAUUUCAAUCAGGCAUUACAACUGGAAAAUCAGGUAAAAAAUCUCCUAGUAGUUGUAGAUAUACCAGAUGAAGAAAAUCUGAAAGAACAGAUUUCACCAAAGGAAAAUAAAGAUUGUGGCACUGAAAAAUCGAAAGAGGCUAAGGAGUUAGAAAAUGCAAGUGCUGAUAAAUUAGUAGUUAAAGUAGAUAACCAAAUUACAAGUUCUACACAGGUUGUGCCAAAAGCGAAAGACAUAUUAAAUAAUGAAAGGCGGUCCGAACCACCGAGAGCUAGUGCUGAUACAGAUUUUAUUGACUUUAUUAGACUAGAAAAGGAAAGGAUGAGACAGUUAGGACUCACUGAAAAAUUCAAAAAUGUAAGAAGGGAAAAGAAAAAGAAGAAACACAGAAGAAAUAAUCGCAGCAAUAGUAAUGAAGAAGGACAGGACUUCGACACUUUAUACAGACUUCCAACUGAGCAUUUAACUAGACACAGAAAUAGUAUUUGUGGGAAAGACAGAGGUGUGAGAACGGUAGAGGAACAACUGCGUCUUCAUGAGGAGCUAAAUGAAAGAAGAAAAAUGGCAGAGAUGGAGAAAGAACAUAAUAUUGGAGCAGUAGGUGGUUAUAUGGAGAUUGAAGAAAAUCUUAUUCAUGAACAUGGUAAUGUGAGCCCUGUUUCAGAGCACUCCAGGGACAGCAGUCCGACAAAUGAAGAUGUUAAUGUUCAACGUAGAUUUGAAAGAUAAUUAAAUGGACAUUAACUGAUAGGGUACAUAGCGUUACUUUCAAUUUGACACCAAUCAUGUUUAAACAAUAUAACAUGUGAUCCUUCUGCUAGUGUUACACAGAAAUCAAGAUAUGCCAAAAAUGAUUUCCCCCAGAGACCGUAAUAUGCCAUUUUGGUACAUACACAGAUCAGGGAUAAUUUUAUGUACACAUUUUGCCAGUCAUCAUUUGUCAAGGAUACAUUAAUCAAAUUUUUUGAAAGUAGACAUGUUGAAUAUUCUGGUUUCGGGUUGAUGACUGCCAACAAAAGCAAUGGUAUAAGUGCAUUUGGGUAUUCUUGUGUCUGUUGUCCAGCAGUAACAUUCUUCUUUAGAUAAAUUUUAUACUUGAAUUGUCUUUAAAGUCCUCACCAAACUUGUUUGGUCAAGUUCUUACUUCUCGAUUUCUACAAAUAAGGGGGCUCACAAGUCUGCAAAGAUGAAAGUGGGGAAAAAACCAACUAUCCAGGAACUGUCUGAUUGAUAUUUACCUGUUUUUUAUGCCCACAUAUGGACCUCUCUCUAAAGACAUUAAAUUUUUCAUAUUUUGAGAAAAUAAUUCUGGAACUUUUGUUUAAAUUAAAAAUGAACUUCAUUGACAUCAAAUUGGCUUCAUGGUGAAAAGUUCCAAUUUCAGACACCUGUCAAAAAAUUUAGAUAUGUAUGACAUUUUUCUCCAUUUUUGAGAAAGUCUGACUGAUAACUGGCAGUUUGGAUAUGAAUAUUUUUUAUUAACAAUUUCAUGUUAAAUCAUUUUGAUCCAAUGAAACACUGUUGUACUAAGAGGUUAGGAGUUUAUUUAACAAUUAGCAGCAAUUGUUUGGCAUCCAUUGUGUAAAUGCAAGAAUUUAUCUAACAUCAUCCAUUAUAUAGUGAUAAUGUGAAGACGAGACAGGUACAUUGUACAUUGUUUUUCACUGACAUUAUAUAGUGAUAAUGUGAAGACGAGACAGGUACAUUGUACAUUGUUUUUCACUGACAUUAUAUAGUGAUAAUAUGAAGACGAGACAGGUACAUUGUACAUUGUUUUUCACUGACAUCAUAUAGGAUCGUCAAUUUUCCAUGGAAGAUUAAAGUUUAAGAUACAGUUAAAUCUCUUAACCCUUACCCUGCUAAAUUUCUAUAAUGAACUUGUCCAUCUUUCAGUUUGGACAGUACCAUUAACUGUUAAAAGGGGUGCUUACGAAAAAGAUACUGACUGAAUGGCAAACAGUGCAGAUCUUGAUCAAUCUGUACAGAUGUGCAGGCUGAUCUUGAUCUACACUGGUCACAAUGGCAGAAUCAAUCAUGUCCAGCAUGAUAAGGUUUAUGAAGUUUUUUUAAAGAAUGGUAAGUUUAGCUAGUGAAAUCCACUUCAGGCUCUUUUAGAUAUUUGUAUCAGAUAACUUAUGAAUAAGCCCAUGGUAACAUCAAGUUCAAAUACUUCUAGCCUACUCCGUAUCUUUUAAACCACUAAAGGAUUUUCAUUAAGCUAGCAUCAGUUGUUUAACUCACCAAGACAACAUGCAGAACUCUCAAACCAUGUCACUAGGUCUAAGGUCAAGUAGACUGGGAAGUAAAAGUUCAAAAUAAUUGCUUUAUUUAAAACUUUACUGUAUUUUCAUUGAAGUACUCAUAAACGUUUACAUUCAUAAUACAAGGAGAAACCUGUAUGACUUUAGUAGCCAAGUACAAAGACAAGGUUACACUUGGUGGUCAAAGAAAUUAAGUCUCAUUGCUACAUAUCAUAAUAAUUGCUUGAAAGAUUUUAAAACUAACUUUUGUUGUUAACCUCAUCAACUUCAACAGAACAUACAACCCAGCUCACUAGUUCAAGGUCAUGGUUGGACUUGGAUGUCAGAUAUCAAAUAUUUUUUAUUUCAGACAGUUUGUUUUUCAGAUUACUACACAUAAAUGUUCACCAUCAUAAUAUAACCAGAAUUAUGCAUGACCAAGAGCAAUUCGUCCAUGGUCAGAGUCAUUUUGUGUCCACUUCAUAUCUUAAAAACUGCUGCUAGGAUUUUAAUCAAAUAAGCGCCAGUUCUAAACUAAAGACUAAGUGCAUAGUGCAACCUAAGGUCUCUAGGUUAAACACCAGGAUCACUUCAUUUUUUUCCUUCCCUGUAUGAAAGCUACAUGCAGGAAAUAUAAUCAUCUUCAGUGACAGUUUUAGUCUACCUUGGAGGUGUUAUUUGUUACAAGUAUGUGAGCUUCUACUUUCAGGAUGAGUAAUAUAUAAUUGAUUUUUAUGAAUAAACGUUUCCCAUGAGCAUUUGCAAACAAGUUGCAUUCCAAAGCUUAAAGCCACACCAAAGAAGCAUUAGUUGUACCAUUCCCAGUUUGUGUUAACGAAAACCACUUUUGAAGUAUGUGUCAUUUAGACUUGUGCAUACAUAUUAUAUUGUACAGAGCAGUUGUGCAAUAUAUUAUAAUUCUGCAUUUAAAAUGUAGUGUAGUUACAUAACUUUGAUGUAUAAAGAAGUGGCAUUCAUUGUUACAAAUUCCUGUCUUUUUUUUAAAAAAGUUCAGGUCCUAGGAUUUAACUGUAAUGUGAGAAAAUGUGUUGCUGCACAGACAUCUAAUGGAUAUGAUAAAAAUUGGAUCCUGCAGUAUAAUGAAAGCCAUACUGUUUGUUUCUACAUAUGAAAUUGAAUAUUAACACGGAUUUUUGCUUGGCAAUAGUCUUUGUUUUUUUUUUUUAUUUCGUAUUAAUAAUUUUCCUAAAUAUCAUCUUGAUCAAAUAAACAUGAUUUUGCUGAAAA